Molecule: messenger RNA, 4665 nt
Organism: Peniophora sp. CBMAI 1063
Lineage: Eukaryota; Fungi; Basidiomycota; Agaricomycetes; Russulales; Peniophoraceae
Source: the annotation of a GenBank genome assembly
AUGGAUGAUUACGCGAGACAUAACAGGCCAGGCUGGCAGACAUAUGAGCUUGAUGAGGAAUGGCCGGAUGAAGAAGAGGAGGAGGACGUUGACAGCCAGCAAGCCGGCAACCACACUGGAGGCAGCUCUAUCGAGCUUACCGCGCCUAUCGGCUCUGUCCGAAUACACGAAACCAACUCCUUGCGACGCUCUACGAGCUCCGCCCGUUCGCAUUCGCCCGAAGCAGCUGGCACCUUUCUUGUUCGGGAGGACGCGCCCGGGCCGCUGUUGCCGAACCUGGGCGUACCGACGCCCGGCGCGAAGAAGCAGGGCGGCAUGAAGAAUAUAUUCAGCCCGCUGGCUUUGGAGACUAUGUUUGAGCCCCCCUCGCCACCUAAAGCCGGCCCGUCUUCGCAAACCCUACAUCCAUCCGCGCCACCCGUCCCAUCUCGCUUGUCUCAGGUGCACGCCGCAUCGUCAUUCGAACACGACGGCGACACUGAAUCUACGAAACACUCUAAUGCCCAACCUGACGAAAUACUCGAGACCGAUCUACCUAAUGUUGGCGGCUUCCGUGGCCUACGCCCGCGAAUGGACUGUCAGUUCACCUUCACUGUGCCGCAUGGAGAGGGUGGCGCAGAGUCUUCGUCGCAACCACAAGCUCAGAGCACGCCCGUGGCCUCACAGCCUAAACCUCAAUUCCUCACACCCGCUACCGACCCUCGUUUACGACUAUUCCAAUUCCAAUACGACACCUAUACGCGCGAUCAUCUCUCAGCCAUGGUGGACUCUAUCGCGGUCAACUCUCCGUCUCUGAGUAACACUGGCAACCUCACCACGCAUCACUCAUCACCUUUUGGGUUGUCGCGAAUGGCGGAGACAACGACGUCCAGUGCAGACAUUCGUAGUGCUAAGCGAGUCAAGCUCAGCCCUCAAUCUGACUUCGAAGCUGGAGAUGGCGACGGCGAGAACGCUGUCAUCCAGAGACCUUCUCUGCCUCGAGACUACGUCGGAGAAUCUCGCUCGCUCAUGGCUCAGAUCAAGCAAGCUCGAGACUUUUCCACAAUCUCGACAGUUGCUUCUCGUUCGGGUGUCACGCACCAGCCGGAUACACCAGAAGCGCCUGCUCACACUCGCUCUGGUCACCUCGGAGUACCGGAUGCUCACGAUGCUGUCUCCUCAUCUGGCGGUUCAUUGAACUCGUCCAAGGGCAAUACGUAUUCCUCGCUGGGCUAUCGCGAAAAGGGUGCAGCCCUGAUGGCACAGAUCAAGCAGGAUAUGAAGGGUUCGAAGCGGCUGUUCUCCGCCGACACCGACAUCACUCAGCUGAGUGCCGAGCAUGAGGGCCCGUCUCUGCGGCGCUCUGUUGCAGAGAGCUCUCGUGCGCCUCACCAACGGCGCGUCUCACAAUCCGCGCGACGCGGGGUACCAGCGUCUCCCGCAAGAUCGCGAGCGCCUGUAUCACCCGGACGCCCUCGACAAGCCGCUUCAAGACCACUGCCGCCACAGGAACAAGCCGAUAGCUCGAUGGAUACCUCGAAGUUUUAUGCCCAAUUUCCCGCGCCGCCGGUCAUCGUUGCACCCGCCUUCUCGCCACUGCGCACAUCCACAGCCUCACAACGAUCACAUGCUCGCACCCAUUCGCGCUCAAACUCGCAUGCAAGCUCGGGCGGUGCGGGAGGCGCAUUUGGUGGUGGCGCGCCAGCAUAUCCAUCCGCAUCACUGCGCGCCCGUACGCAGGAGGAUCUCAAUCGGCUUGUGUCAGGCUCAUCGGCCGCAAAUACAGUCGUGACCGCGGGCAGUGCGGAGUCCUUCGUGAAGCAUGCUGGACCUGCGCAGAUCACGCGCAUCGCACCUGAGGACAUCCCUGCACUACCCGAACGAGUAGGCGGAAUGGUGUACGACAAGACGCAGAUGCGUUGGGUCAAGGUACCCGGGCGAGUGCAUGGGCGCCAGGUCUCUGCGAGCGAGGCCGGUUAUGCGGCUAGUGCAGAGGACGGGAGUGAAGACCCCUUUCGCGAUAUCGAGAGUUUGCGCGAGGACGAUUCAAUCAUCGACGGUAGCGCGGGUGGUAGCGUCAUUGUGCAUAGUGACAACGAACACCCUGUGUACCCUCCGCAGAUCAACUACGCCCCCGUGGAGAUGAGUCGCAUCGAAGAGGCUGCAGACGAUGAAGAGGCGGAGUUAACGUCUUUCUCGUUCGAUGGUCCACCGCCGGAUGCGAUGCCUUCCCUUCAGCAUCAGACCAUAUACUUCGACGACUCAGACUCUGACGAUGACCUUGUACACGGCAUGGGAGAGCUCGCCAUCGGCGAAGCAUCCAUGUUCAUCGCAGCCAACGACCAGACGUUCGACGAUGACGAACCAGACGGUUACAUUGAGGUUGUCCAACCAGAGGAAAUCGCCGAGCCAUCUCCGCCACCCGUUCCUUCCCCAGAGCUGGCCCCGUACUUUGCCGAGGCCGCACAGCCGGUACCAUUCAGUACACCGCUCCCUUCACGAACUGCGUCUAGUGCACCAACACCGAUCCGCUCUGCGCUGAAGAACACGUCUACGGCAUCCGCCGUCCCCUUCGCGAGCCUGCGCGGGAGUUCUGUCGCCACUCGCACACCGGCGAACAACUACCGUCAUCGACGCUCCGUCAGCUUCUCGGACGGGAAGCACGACGGUCCGAUUCGCGGACUCGGGCGUGGGGAGGAUGGUGGAGCAGAGACGAGUGCUAGCGCAGAGACGGGUGCGGAGACGACGGGAACGGAGCUCGAGACGCCAGCCGGCGCGGGCGCUAUGAGCUUCGUCCCUUCUGCGCGGUCCAAGCGUCUGGAGAAUAUGCUUGCGGGGCUAGUCGAUUCUUCAAGCGAGGGCCCAACCUCUCCGACCCGUCCGGCCGGUACGGGCCGGCCGCCACCCGAAGAGUUGCAGCGUAUGGCAGAAUGGAGGCCAUCGAGCAACACAAGCGGUAGCAGCGGAUUGUCCGCACCGUCGCGCCGCCAGGUUACGCGGGCGAACACAUUCGCGAGCGGCACCAAUGCCAACGCAACCUUCUUGACCGAGGCUUCUUUUGGUGUGGCGCACGACCGGCUCGUGACCGUGAUCACGGAUGUGCAACCGUUCGAGCCCUACUGGGAGGAUUUGGGCAACAUCGACCUCUCGGACAAGCGUCUCGACAGUGUCGCACGCCUCAAGGAGUUUCUACCGCAACUACGGACGCUCUCCAUGGCUCGUGCUGACGACGGCGAUUUCCGAAGCAACCAGAACCAGUUGGCGUGGCUUAGUGGGCUGCCGGCAUCCCUGCGGACGCUGUCUGUGGCGCACAACGCUCUGACGCGGAUGACUUCGUUCAAGCACUUGCAUGGGCUCGAAAGCCUUGAUGUGAGCCACAACGACAUUGAGAGCCUCGCGCAGCUCGAGUGUCUUCGCCAUCUGCGCGAACUCCGAGCGGACGGGAACCGCAUAUCCUCUCUCGACGGACUCGCCAAUUUGGAUAGUUUGGCGAAGCUUAGCCUUCAGGACAACGCGCUGGUUUCCGUAGACUUGGGCUCCUGCUCCUGGGGCAAGCUUGAGAUGCUGAACCUGAGUCACAAUCGGAUUGAAGAUGUACGAGGUCUGGCGACGCUCAAGGCGCUGAUAGUCCUCAAUCUCGACCAGAACAACCUAUCCGAGCUCGCGGUCGGCGGCGCGUUAGCCCGUCUUCGCGUGCUGCGCGUGAGCGGGAACCGGCUACAACGGUUGAGCGCGCGCGCCUUCCCGCAUGUCCGCACGCUCUACGCGGACAACAAUGCACUGCCCGAGCUGGCCGAUGCGCGUCGACUAGCAAGACUGGAGAACCUGAGCCUGCGGAAUCAGAGCGGCAAAGGCCUGUGCGUACUUCCCUUCUGUGUGCUUCGCCACUCUCUUUGCCUUUCCUCCGGCCCUUGCCUUCUCGGGCGGACGCGAUUUCUCGCGUUCCCGAACGGGCUCGAGGUUCCCCUGGCCAGUCUCUUUCGAGCAUACGCUCCUUUCCUUAAACCGUUUACGCUUUUCCGAGCCUGCGCCGAGGCACGUCCGCACGCGCCGUGCAUGCGCGCAAUGAACCUGGCCGCUCGCGAUGUCCGCGAUGUAAAGCGACUUUACCUCUCAGGAAACGCACUCCCGGCUACCUUCCUCUCCGAGCCGUGCUACAACCUCGUCUACCUCGAGCUCGCCGCGUGUCGGCUCACGUCCCUACCAUCUGGACUGCCCACACUCGUGCCGAACCUGCGCGCUCUGAACCUGAACUACAACUUCUUGGACGAUGCGGCGCUGAGGGCGCUUGAGGGCCUGAGUCGCCUGACGAAGCUCACCGUCAUAGGUAGCCGGCUGCAGGGCACGAAGGCGCUCGUUCGCGUGCUGCGAGGUUGCCCGGACGCCGAGGUCGUCGAUCUGCGGAUGAAUCCCGCGACGCUCGGAUGGUACCUGCCGCUGUUGGUGCACGACGCGCCCGGCGCGCUCGCCCCCGAGCGGGGCGGGGAUGGUGCGCGUUGGGCUGAGCUCGAUGCCAAAUUCAGGCGCGAUCUGCCCGACUCGGCGUAUGCUGCACGGCUGGCGUACCGAGGGUUGGCUAUGCGUGCAUGCCCGCGCCUGCGGGUGCUCGACGGCGUACCGGUGAGCGCGAAGGAGCGCGACAAGGCGGAGCGGCUGUUGGCGGGCGUGCUCGGGCGUUCGAAAUAG